Messenger RNA from Paramecium sonneborni, 969 nucleotides. The record is from the annotation of a GenBank genome assembly. Lineage: Eukaryota; Ciliophora; Oligohymenophorea; Peniculida; Parameciidae.
CAUUAAUGUAAUAACAAAGAAAUAGUGUUUUUAAAAACUUAGAAUAAUUGCAGUACUGUGUAAAAAACGAUGAAUUUUUGGAUGUGAUAAAAUCAUUCUUAAAAUUUAAAGCAAAAGCUUUGUAGAUAUUAGAUUCCAUAGAACAAUCAAUUAUGAAUACUACAAUUAGAUGUAUGCCAAAAGAAAUGAUUGGAUUAUAUGAUGCUUAUGAUACAAUAGAUAUAAUAGAUUGGUUAAAAAAUAUUUGUGAAAUUGAGGGUAGGUCAGUCUUGGAGGAAAUAAAACUAGAAAAAUAAAACAUUUAAAAAUUAAAACACUCAUAUGAGAUAACUUUAAAGAAAAAUUUAAAAGAUUUAUAGGAAAAUUUAGAAAAAACUCUUGUUGCUAUAAACAAUCAAGUAGAAUAUCAAACGGAUUUAACAAUUAAAAGAUUAUUGAAAAGAGAUGAAAGUAUUGUUUUGGAGAAUAAUGGAAUUUUAUUUGAUGCAAAUGUUGCUGUAGUUUGUGUUUUUGAACCUAAAUCAAAUGGAUUACUUUUAAAAGGAUUUCAUUAACCAAUAUUUUUUGAUGGAAUCUAUUUUGAAUAACCUAUUAAUUUCAAAGAAGCUCCACAUAAAAUUAAGUAUACUUUGCAUAAAGGAUUCAAUUUAAGGGAAUGUUUGUAUGAAGAAGAGUUUUCUAUUUAUGAUCCUGAAUUUAAAAAGGUAGAUGACAAUAAUUAUUUAAUUGAAUUUUAGCAAAAGAUUAAAUUAGAAAAGGGAUUUAAGUAUUGUUUGUGUGCUUAUGCUGGUCAAGAUGAAUUCUUUGGUACUAUCUAAUAUACAGAUAUUGAAUAAGAUAAUCCAUAUAUUAAAUUUCAAGAAAAACCUUAUGAAUUUGCAAAGUUUAUUGUACCAGCUCAUAUUUAAUAGGUAAUAUCAGAAAAUAAAUCGGGGAUAUUUCCAGCAUUAAUUGUAAUUGAAGAAUGAU